Molecule: messenger RNA, 1346 nt
Organism: Fusarium graminearum PH-1
Lineage: Eukaryota; Fungi; Ascomycota; Sordariomycetes; Hypocreales; Nectriaceae
Exons: 1
Coding region: 1-987 (328 amino acids)
Molecular function (GO): methyltransferase activity
Source: RefSeq, a predicted model, not a curated record
AUGGGGGAUCAUACAACAGUUGCCGAAGUCCAAGUUGAUGAUAACGCGCGCUCAGACUCUGAAGAUUCCUCCUACGACGCUGACUCCAUAACAGACAGCGCGUCCAUCGCCAGCAGUGUUCUCAAAUACAACUGGAAAAAUGGUCGGCGCUAUCACAGCGACAGAGCUGGAGAGUACAGCUUUCCUAAUGAUGAUGAAGAACAGGAUCGUCUCGAUAUGGUUCAUCACGUCUUUACUCGGCUGAUCAAUGACCGCCUUUUCACAGCACCCAUCGAUCCAGAGGGUGCGAGGGUACUCGAUAUCGGCACAGGAACUGGUCUCUGGGCGAUACAAUUUGGAGAUAAACAUCCAUCCGCUGUUGUAAUCGGGAACGAUCUCAGCCCAAUCCAACCAGAUUGGGUUCCCCCAAAUGUCAGGUUCAUCAUCGACGACGUUGAGGCGGACUGGGUAGAUCCAGUUCCUUACGACUAUAUUCAUUGCAAAUACAUGGCUGGCUCUAUCAAAGAUUGGCCGCGGCUCAUCAAGCAGGCCUACGCGAGUCUGAAGCCCGGAGGAUGGAUCGAGCUUCACGAAACAGCCAACACAUUAUAUUCUGAAGAUGACUCGCUUCAACCAGAUAACGCCCUCGUCGAAAUGAUGGAGCAUCUGACAGUAGCCUGUGAAAAGAUUGGUCGAACAAUGGACCCUGCACCAUCGUUUAAACAGUGGGUCGGGGAGGCUGGGUUCGAAAGUGUGAAAGAAGACAGAUUCAAACUCCCUAUCGGUCCUUGGCCAAAGGAUGAACGACUGAAAGAAAUUGGCACGCUUAUGGGAAUCAACAUGAUCGAAGGAGUGGCUGCGUUCACAGCAGUGCUAUUUACGGAAGUGCUGGGAUGGUCGCGUGAACGAGUCGAGCUAUUCAACGCGCGAGUCAGACAGGCAUCGCGACAGCGAUCAGUCCAUCCGAUUUUCGACUGUUUGGUAGUGACUGGUCGGAAGCCAGGGUAACAAGCGACCCUAUGGAAAUAAAUCGGGUCUUUCUUUAAGGGCCGAAUCUGUGGGGUAUAUCCAUAAGUCGACUAGUCUCCGCGGCUUUACAAGCGAGAUGGACACUGCAAUGAUACUAAAACAUGGGGUAUCUUGAUUUUGGACCCACGGAAGAUGGAUCUUCUUCUCAAAAUGAGGGGGAAUUGGUCGGAUAUGGGGUGCUUUAUGUAUCGGGAGCGAUGAGUCGAUGCCGUGAACAGGAACCGCAGGGCCAAGAACUGGGGGUUUGGAUGCUGAUCACUUGGAUCCAUGAAAGGCCUAAGAUUCAUGAUAAAUUGCGGCCUUCUCCACUAGGAAUGAGAUAGAAAGAUAGCUUGAAC